AGAAGUCAAGGCUAUACUGAGAUCUCAGUAAGUUUCACUUCUCACUUAAAUACGGAAGCUGCAGACGAAUAAAUGACAAAGAAACAGUAAAGACGCUUGCUCAGGAGCUGACAUUCAACCUGGCAAAUACCGCAUACUUCAUCCUGCAGUAUUUCAGGGGACCCGGGAAAAUGCUUCCACCCGUGAUAGUAACGUUCAUGUUCAUCUCUUUUACCUGUGGAGAAAAUCCUGCAAUACAAGUCACCCUGACUGACAAAGGACUUCAGUAUGGAAAGAAUGUAGUUGCAGGAUGGGUUCAGGAGCGGCUGAAGCUUGUCACUAUCCCUGACAUCACUGGUAAAAUCGGCUACGGGAUCAUCGGCAUAGACUACACACUAACAGGCAUCACCAUAACAAAGUGUGACUUGCCACAGCCAUCCGUUCAGUUCUAUCAGGACAUCGGAGGUUUCAAGACAUCCAUCUCUGGCCUUAGUGUGGCACUGUCCGGCGGAUGGAUGACAAAAUUUGGCAUAAUACAUGACGGGGGAUCAUUCAACAUGGCCAUAUUUAAUAUGGAUGUGACCUCUGUAGUGGAGCUGGGGAAAGAUGCUAACGGGCAUCUGUCUGUCACCAGUGUCCAUUGUGAUGCUCAUAUUGGAGAUGAGAAGAUAAAAUUUCAUGGUGGAGCUGGCUGGAUCAUCCAGCAGCUUGUGGAUUAUUUCAAGGGGCAUAUCAAGGGUGAAAUAGAGGGCACAAUCUGCCCUUUUGUGAAGGAAUCCAUUGUGACAUUGGAGGACCACCUACAGGCCAUGAAUGUUUCCUUUGAUGUGGAUGAAGCCUUUACGUUUGACCUCUCUCUCACCGGCGCACCCCUCAUUAAUGCUUCAAGUAUGAAUCUGGGUCUUAAGGGAGAGUUGUACGAUAUCAAAACUCACACAGACCCUCCGUUUGAGGCCCAGCCUUUCACCCUGCCUGAGCAGCUGGGCUACAUGUUGUCAGUGGGCCUGUCUGAAUUCACUCUGAACUCUGCCUCUUAUGGACUCUACUCAGCUGGAUGGCUCAAGGCCCUAAUCACCGACAGAAUGAUACCUUCACAAUUCCCUGUGCGCCUGAAUACCAGCUCAAUGGGGCCUUACAUUCCUCAGCUUCCCAAGAUGUUUCCAGGUCUGCUUAUGAAUCUGCACGUUUAUGCUAGAGAGUUGCCAAUGUUUUCCUUCCAUCCCAGUGUUGUUAAACUGGGCUUCCCGAGCGUUGUUAAAGCUUUCGCCAUCCAGCCAAACGGUACCCAGACCCCACUGUUCAAACUCAAUGUUGACUCCGAAUUCAGUGGUAAAGUGUGGAUUGUUGGUGGAAAACUGAAUGGAUCCAUGUCAUUGGAUAAUUAUACACUGACGCUGGUGGCGAGUGAAGUGGGACCUUUUAAGACUGAUACUUUAGAACGCUGUACAAGGCUGGGAAUGAUGAUGGCCUUGUUAAAACUGAAUGAGGCACUGGACAAAGGUGUUGAUUUACCCAGAAUGAGACACGCACAGCUGGUUAACACAGUUCUGAGUGUGGAAGAGGGAUUUAUAGCCGUCUCUUCAGAUGCUCAGGUGCUGACAGACAGAGGUUUCAACUGACAAACAUCGAAACUUUAAACAAGGUUAGGAUUCUUU
Etheostoma cragini (Arkansas darter) is the source of this 1634-nucleotide messenger RNA. It is a transcript of the gene bpifcl, whose product is annotated as BPI fold containing family C, like. The transcript is spliced from 17 exons. Lineage: Eukaryota; Metazoa; Chordata; Actinopteri; Perciformes; Percidae. Bases 171 to 1598 code for a protein of 475 amino acids. The record is from RefSeq and is a predicted model, not a curated record. Gene Ontology annotation, molecular function: lipid binding.